Molecule: messenger RNA, 956 nt
Organism: Adelges cooleyi (spruce gall adelgid)
Lineage: Eukaryota; Metazoa; Arthropoda; Insecta; Hemiptera; Adelgidae
Exons: 11
Coding region: 120-776 (218 amino acids)
Source: RefSeq, a predicted model, not a curated record
GUCGACAUGACAGAUCAUCUACAAUUCGUAAGAAAAUCAUGAUAAAACAGUUCAACUGAUCGAACUGAUAUUUCAGUAAUUAAUUUUAGUUGCACUGACCAACUUUUAAGAUUACAAUAAUGAAAAUUUUACAUAUUUUAAUAUCAUUGGCAUUAGUAAAUGUUUUGGUAGCUAUAAUAGACAAAUAUCAUAAGCUGGUUAUUAUAACAAACCGACACAUCGAACUGGCGAAAGAUCUAUUGCCGGAAAUAAUAAGAUACGUCGUUGACCUUGAUAAAAAUACGAUGGAGAGAAUGGUUUUUAUGUUUGCAGUACCGGAUUUUGCAGGAUCCCACCAAACGCUAAGUUCAGUAUGCCAGAAUCAUUUGCGAACAGUAAUAAGAUCUGUAACAGGUAUCAAGGCACCUGAGAUAAACGAAGGCGAUUUUGCAGACGUUAAUCUCUCAGCUUCUGGAAAUGCAAGAAGGAAUUUAACUAGAGAAGCUAUACAAAUUUUAAUUCGUCUUGAAUUACGUAAAGAAAAUCCAAGUGAUAAAGACUACUAUAUGAUGUGUCGUUUAAUAGGAUUGUUCAUAAGCGCAAAAUACCCAGGUCCAUAUUAUAUAGAAUUUGCUACUUACAAUGAUGGAAUUUGUGAACUAGUAGUUAUAAACCAUCUGUUUACCAUAAGGUACAAAUACAUUGGUGGCGUAAUUUGGGAAAUAAACGAAAAGGAUUUACUAGUCAAGCCAUUUAUUGACGAGUUAAAUAAUUUUGACCAGGAAUUACAACGAUGACUUGUACCUAUUUUACAGUCUUAUUAGCAUUAUAUUUAAAUAACUUUUGUAUCCCAAACUAAUACUCAAGUUAUCAAUAAAAUUAAAGUUUUCAAUAAUAAUGAGUUUUAAUCACGACUUUAAACACGUUUGUUGCUUUUUUGAUGUAUUUAUAUUAUUGUUAUUUAAUACUUUUUCACA